Molecule: messenger RNA, 837 nt
Organism: Owenia fusiformis
Lineage: Eukaryota; Metazoa; Annelida; Polychaeta; Sabellida; Oweniidae
Source: the annotation of a GenBank genome assembly
AUGAAGAAUGCAGAUAUCCGGGUAAAAGAAGGUGAUGGUAUCUGCAUAGAUGGGGAACUAAAGGUCUUCUCCUGCGGAAUCCAAUAUGAAGGGCAGAGAGCAAUAUCCGUGUUCAAUACUAUAUUUGUUGGACGCAACAACACUCUAAAAAGUGAAUCAUUGAAGUUAGGACCUCUCACUACUAUCUUGUUGCAUGACAUCCUUGAGAUGUCAAAAGUUGAUGUAAUUUGUGCUUGUGAUAUCAAUACAUAUAUGCCAACUAUUUAUGGUCCGAAAGAAAGAAGUACAGAUGUGUAUGACUUCCAGGGUGAUGAUAGUGACACUGAUAGUGAAGCAGGCCUUAUCAGGGGUGAAAGAGUGGAAGAAGAUGAGACAGAGGAAGAGCAGACUGAAAAUGAGACAGAGGAAGAGCAGACUGAAAAUGAGACAGAGGAAGAGCAGACUGAAAAUGAGACAGAGGAAGAGCAGACUGAAAAUGAGACAGAGGAAGAGCAGACUGAAAAUGGAUUGACAAUAACAGAUAGUGCUCUAUUACCUUCAACUGCAAAACUACCUGAAGUCAUUGGGUCUUUGAAUCUCCUACACAAAAAGUUUGAUAAGCUUAUAGGACUAAUUCAGCCAACAACUAAUGUAUCUAGUAAUGGAGCCCCCACACCUACCAAACCAACUAGACCCUCAUCACCUACCAGAGCCCAACAUACCAGAUCCCCAGUGCCUUCCAGAUCAGCAACAUCAGCAACAUCAUCUUCACCUCCCAUUUUUGAUAAUAACCAUAUUUGGAACUGUACACCAGCUCAACUGUUGACAAAUAAUGGACAAAUAACAAAGGAACAUUAA